Dovyalis caffra is the source of this 177-nucleotide messenger RNA. The record is from the annotation of a GenBank genome assembly. NCBI's taxonomy places the organism in Eukaryota, Viridiplantae, Streptophyta, Magnoliopsida, Malpighiales, Salicaceae.
AUGGGGAUCGCCGGAACUCUGAGUUCAGACCAACUGGAAUUCUUCAAUUCUCAAGGAUAUCUUGUAAUCGAAUCAUUUGCUAGCCCUGAAGAUAUCGAUUCCAUAAGGAAGAGGAUGGAUAAAUUACUUGAUGAUUUUGAUUACACUACUGUCUCUUCAAGAUGGUUAUCAAUGUGA